AUGGGAAAUUUUUUAGCAUUGUUGAUGCUCAUACUCCAACUAACCUUUUUCACUCCAUUUGCUGAAGAGUUUGAAACAACUCUUCAAGAACUUGAUGCUUUUAAGCCUUCGGUUCCUGUUAAGCCUGUCCCUGUUAAGCCUGCCCCUGUUAAGCCCCUUAAGCCUCCUAUCCCUGUUACCCCUCCUACGCCUAUUAAGCCUCCUGCCCCUCGUACCCCUCCUACCCCUAUUAAGCCUCGUGUCCCUGUUACCCCUCCUAUCCCUGUUACCCCUCCUACGCCUAUUAAGCCUCCUGCCCCUCGUACCCCUCCUACCCCUAUUAAGUCUCGUGUCCCUGUUACCCCUCCUACCCCUGUUAAACCUCCUGUCCCUGUUAAACCUCCUACUCAUGUUACGCCUGCACCUGUUAAGCCUCCUGCUCCAGUCACGCCUGCACCUGUCAAGCCUCCUGUCUCUAUUAAACCUGCUCCUGUUAAGCCUACUCCUGUUAAGCCUGGCCCUUUUGUGCCUAAUCCAAUUUCCGUCCAUAUCCCUGUUAUGCCUAUACCUGGUAUUACUGUCCCUAUUACACCUGCCUUUGUUACGCCUCCUGCCCAAGUUGACCCUCAUGCCCUUGUCACGCCUGCCCCUGCUGAGCCUCCUUCCCAUGUUACACUUUCCCCUGUCGAGCCACCGAUUAUUCCAACAAACCCCCUUGCUCUGGCUUACUCGCCAUUGCCAUUGCGUCUCAAUCACAUCUCUAGAAAAUUGAUGGUUGUUUAA
This is a messenger RNA of Medicago truncatula (barrel medic), 762 nucleotides long. RefSeq names its product non-classical arabinogalactan protein 31. NCBI's taxonomy places the organism in Eukaryota, Viridiplantae, Streptophyta, Magnoliopsida, Fabales, Fabaceae. The transcript has a single exon. The record is from RefSeq and is a predicted model, not a curated record. Bases 1 to 762 code for a protein of 253 amino acids.